Molecule: messenger RNA, 605 nt
Organism: Mizuhopecten yessoensis (Yesso scallop)
Lineage: Eukaryota; Metazoa; Mollusca; Bivalvia; Pectinida; Pectinidae
Exons: 5
Coding region: 102-545 (147 amino acids)
Source: RefSeq, a predicted model, not a curated record
UUGUCACUGGGCUAUCUAUUGACUGAACUAUAUAAACACUCUUAUAUAUCGCUGGGAUCUGACAACUGAUAAACUGGAAGGCCUAAAGUAAACUAUUAAAGAUGAAUGCUCUGCUCGUUCUGAGUGUUGUUGUCAGCCUCUUCUGGACCACAGUCGGAUUCACAGUUAAAAGGACAGGCGAUAAUUCCAAUUGGUGCUGUGAAGUGGAGCCGACCAUCUCGUCGUCCAAUUUCACUUCGAUAGAAAUACACCAGUUUACGAAGGUGAUCUGGGAGGAGAAAGAAGGUCCUGUUCAUCAAUGUGAGCCGGGUGAGGACACGACUGUUGGACUGUUCAGCUGGGACUGCCAGAGCAUGGUGAACGUCUCCAGGACAGUGACCACAUACCAACAGGUGCCCGUGGUAAAACCAGUGAUACAGCAGGGCGUGUGUCCCACGGAACACCUAGUGUGUUGUGAGGGUUAUGUCAAACACCAGGACCAAUGUCUAAAAUCCUCUGCCAUUAAUUCCCUCCAGGCCCUCAUCGACGCGGGAUUGAUUGGAUAGUUUCUGGCAAUCAAUUCAAUGUCAUAUAUAAAACGUUGGAAAUAAAAUCACAAAAAUAUA